AUGAAACCUUUUUCUAGUUGGAAUCUCAACUAUAUCAGAGAGAAUUAUAUUAAAUGUUUGUCUGCAUCCAGGAAAUACGUAAAAUGUGCAUUUGGCGUAUUACGUGUGAAAUGGCAAAUUUUGAGAAAAGACAUUGAAGUAAGUUCCGAUAAAGCUGUACACAUUAUUAAAUAUAUUUGUAUUCAACAUAAUUUAAUUCGUAUAAAAGAUGAAGAUAGUGAUUUAGAUUACUAUCAAAAAAUUAUACGUCAAUCUCAUGGAAACCAAACAAAUGAAUUACAAGAAAGAGAUAAUCACGGUGGUGCUCGUAGAGGAUCAACCAAAACAAAUAAGAGAUGA
Molecule: messenger RNA, 339 nt
Organism: Cinara cedri
Lineage: Eukaryota; Metazoa; Arthropoda; Insecta; Hemiptera; Aphididae
Source: the annotation of a GenBank genome assembly